Molecule: messenger RNA, 1560 nt
Organism: Penicillium canariense
Lineage: Eukaryota; Fungi; Ascomycota; Eurotiomycetes; Eurotiales; Aspergillaceae
Product: putative amino acid permease
Exons: 5
Coding region: 1-1560 (519 amino acids)
Biological process (GO): amino acid transmembrane transport
Cellular component (GO): membrane
Molecular function (GO): amino acid transmembrane transporter activity
Source: RefSeq, a predicted model, not a curated record
AUGAACCCGCCCAAGAACCCUCCGAAGAAGCCUGAGGGCAUUACAACAGAGUUCACGGAUAUUUUUGGGGCGUUGACGCCGCGACAAGCUGGAAUCAUCACCAUCGGGUCGGCGAUCGGUACAGGAUUGAUGGUCGGUAGUGGGAGAGCUUUGGCUAUGAGCGGCCCCGCAGCCAUCAUGAUUUCCUAUACUCUCGUCGGAUUCGCGGUGUUCCUUGUUCUUUGUGCACUGGGAGAGGUUGCUGCAUGGCUGCCAAAGCCAUGCACCGUGGCCGAUCAGGCUUUUCGCUUCUGUGAUCCCGCGCUGGGUUUUAGUCUGGGUUGGAUAUACUGGCUCAAAUAUGCUAUCGUCACACCAAAUCAAUUAACAGCCGCUGCCCUCGUGAUCACCUUGUGGUUGGAUGCGGAGACGGUCAAUCCAGGAGUCUGGAUUACGGUAUUCCUCUUGAUCAUCGUGGCUCUCAACUAUAUUCACCACAACCUCCCCAGUCACGUCGAGUUCUUUGUGUCGUCUUUCAAACUCAUUGUGAUGAGCGCCCUCAUGGUCUUGUCGCUUGUUCUUGCACUCGGCGGGGGUCCCGAUCACCGGGUACGAGGAUUCCGAUACUGGAAACAUCCCGGUGCCUUUGUCCAUUGGACGCACAAUACGCUGGAGAAUUUUUUCCACACGUGCGCAGCGUUUUCCUCCGCGACCUUCGCGUACAUUGGCAGCGAAAGAUCUGGCUUCUUGGCUCGGUCGCCGAAUGUCCCAAAGGCCAUGAAUCGUGCCAUCAAGCAUACCUUUUACCGAAUCCUGGUCUUCCAUAUUCUCGGUAUCACCCUCAUCGGGAUGAUGGUUCCGCACAACUCGUCCAAACUGGCCUUUUAUCAAGGCUCGGGGAAGCAUCCUGCCGCCUCUCCGUUUGUGGCAGCACUCGUCUCGGCGGGUCUCACUGUGGUGCCCGACAUGUUGAAUGCAUAUAUAUUGGUAUUCAUUGUUUCGAUUGCAAACUACGACCUGUAUCUGGCCACCAAAGCAUUGUCCGAUCUUUCCAUCAAGCGGCGAGCCCCUGCCUUUCUGUCCCGGGUGAACAGCAAAGGGGUUCCUCUCUACGCGCUGGCCAUAUCCGCAUGCGUGUCUAGCCUGGCCUACCUUAAUGUCUCGCAAGACUCUGGCAUGGUUUUUGGGUAUCUGUUGGACAUCGUCACCAUGCUUGGUCUCCUCACCUGGAUAUCUAUUCUCAUCACCCACAUCUGUUUUGUGCGAGCGCGCAAUGCCCAAGGUAUAUCCGACGAUAUGCUCGUUUUCAAGGCCCGCUUUGGUCUUCCCGGAACCUGGCUCGGGCUGGCGCUGUGUCUCUUUAUUUCAUCGACCAUGAUUUUCAAUUCACUCCCUAUCAACAACAACCAACUGAUGGGGUUCGACUUCAAGAAGUUCGCCGCCUCGUAUGUCGGGGUUCCCAUCUACAUCAUCCUGUAUGUUGGGUACAAGAUCAUCCUGAAGAGCAAGCGCAUCAGGCCGGAGGAUGCCGAUUUUUGGUCUGAUCAGCAAGGUGGAAGACGACCAGCGGUUGAGUUGUAA